AUGGAGUUCUUAAAGAAGGGAGUGCAGGCUGCGAAGAAAGUCGGGUCACAGGCUGCGGUUGAUGAGAACUCGACGACGUCCCUCGGCCUUGGCACCUCCUCCAACGACGUGGAGUUCGAAGCUGGAGUCAAGCACUUCAUGACGCUGAACAACUCUCUCAAGCAAAUCGGCACCAAGGCGCAGGCGCUGAUUCAAUCCAUCCGCUCCCAAGGACAGAAUGCUCUUGGAGUUGUUGAGCUGGUGGAGGCUUCUCUUGAGAUGGAGUUUGGAGAAGACAGCAUGUGGACAAAUGCAGCGUACAAGCUGAGAAGCUUGAACCAGCAGAGAGAUAUCCUGGACAAGAUAAGCGCAGAACUGGAAACAAACUCUCAGACCAAAAUGUUUAUCGAUCAACGAAGGUCGAUGAAGGAGGCAACGAAGGCGGAGGCUGACGAUGCUCUCCACAAGCUUGCAGCCAUCAUCAGGAGGAGGAACAUGCUGCUGGCUCAUCUGGUGACUGUGUUCAUGUCGCACCAGUACAACUACUACGUCCGGCUCGCUGAUCAGUGCCAGCACCUUCGACAGCUCACCGUGGAGUGCAAGGAGCUCCUCAACGGAGCAUCGAGUGACGUGCACACGCCUCCAACUCAGUCCGCUGUCCCCAACCACGUCCAGCAAAUCCCUCCGAUGCCCAAGGAAACGCCGCAGGACCCGAACGGGAACGCGGCUGUCCCUGCGAAGGUGGAGGAGGCGGCGGCCCCUGUUGUUCAGAAGGAAGUCCAGGAGGCGCCCUUGCCCACUCCAGCUGAGGAGAAGCCGGCGAAGGAGGAGGCGAAGGAGGCAGAUCUGCUGUCCAUGCUGGACUCUGAUCAGCCGGCAGAGACAGAAAAGGCGAACAGCAACGGGGGCCCGAGGAGACUCUCGCAGGAAGCAAGUCAGGCCGACAGGCAGCAGGAGACCGCUGACCUGCUAGGAGAAGCUUCCUCUGCUGUCCCCCAGUCCACCGACCUCCUGGGAGACCUCCUCUCUGAACCUCAGGUCAGGAGCGCUCCUCCCAAGAACAAUCCGCAGGACGACCUUCUGGGCGACUUCACGAGCUCCGCGCCCUCACGAGCGAAGCCGAAGCCCUCCGGUCCUGCCGAUGACCUCCUCGACUUCUCCUCUACCAAGGCUUCUACCCCCGCCGAUCCUCUUGCUGACUUCUUCGGGCAUAGCACGAGCUCGACCAAGGCGAACAAAGACCCGAUCUUCGACGUGUUCAACAAUAGCGAUAUGCUCGGUGGAAUGGGCAAUGGCGACUCGCCCGUGGUCGGUGGCGACGAGGAGCCGUUGAAGCCCGUGGCGAGAGGCGCGAGAUUCCGAGCAGGCGACGAGUUUAAGGGGACAGGAACCAACAGGGAGGAGCUACAACGGCAGUUCGAGCAGCACAUUGCAGAGAAAGCGCAGGCAAAGGCGGAGGAAGUUCGAAGGCAAGAGGAAGAUAAGAAGAAUUACGAAGACAUGAAGUUUCAGGCACAGGAUAUGGUGGAUAAGAAGAUUGUUGGCUGGGCUGGGCCGAAGCACAACCGAAAGAACCUUCGAGCGAUGCUUGCUAGCUUCGACACGGUCCUAUGGGACGAGGCCAAGGCCAAGUGGAAGACCGUCGGGCUGCACGAGCUUGUCAUGCCUGCCGAUGUCAAGAAGAUCCACAGGAAGGCCAUUCUCAUCGUACAUCCUGACAAAGUUCACAACGCUUCCAUCGAGGCGAAGAUCCUCGCAGAGCAGGUGCAUGCGGUGCUGCAUGAGGCCUUGGAGACCUUCAGGAAACAGGAGUCGUGUUAA
This is a messenger RNA of Guillardia theta CCMP2712, 1800 nucleotides long. RefSeq lists its product as hypothetical. The transcript is spliced from 14 exons. Gene Ontology annotation, biological process: clathrin coat disassembly; clathrin-dependent endocytosis. Bases 1 to 1800 code for a protein of 599 amino acids. Lineage: Eukaryota; Cryptophyceae; Pyrenomonadales; Geminigeraceae. Gene Ontology annotation, molecular function: clathrin binding. Gene Ontology annotation, cellular component: cytoplasm; vesicle; intracellular membrane-bounded organelle. The record is from RefSeq and is a predicted model, not a curated record.